GUUCCUCUUCUUACUUCCUCUAUCACAUAUAUUCUAAACCUUAGUUCUUCUUGCACUAUGGAACAUGAGAAAGAUGAAGAACUAGAACAACCAGUUAGUCCUCUAGGACAAUACUUUAACAGCUCAGUCAUAUGCUUACACAUUAUUGCAGUUUUAGAAUUUGAAGUUCCCAUCCAUGACUUGCAAGUUUUUGCGUUAUUUAAAGAUGUUUUCCUUCCCAUUAGUCCUCGUUUCUCCUCCAUCAUGGUAGAAGAUAAAAAUAGAAAGAAACAAUGGAGGAAAGUUGAUGUGAACUUGAAAGACCAUAUCAAAGUACCAAUAUUUUCUGAAGGAAAAACAUUGGAAUUUUAUGACAAAUGUUUUCAUGACUAUUUAUCAACCAUAGCAAUGGAAAAACUAUCACAAGAAAAACCAUUAUGGGAGGUGCACAUAGUGAAUUACCCAACAAAAAAUUCACUAGGCAAUAUGAUAUUCAAGCUUCACCAUGCACUUGGAGAUGGUUAUUCUCUAAUGGGUGCACUUCUUUCUUGUCUUCAACGUGCUGAUAAUCCAUCUCUUCCUUUGUCUUUUCCUUGUCUUAAACCAACAAAAUCAGUAACUUUUAAGAAAAGUUGUUGGAGAAAAAUUUGUUGGACUAUGUCAUCUGUUUUUAGUACUGUCUCAGAUUUUGGAUGGAGUGUGUUGAAGAGUAGUGUUAUGGAUGAUGAUGAAAGUCCUAUAAGAUCAGGAGAUGGUGGAGCUGAUUUUCAACCAAUUUGUAUAUCAACUCUGACAUUCUCCAUGGAGCAUAUCAAAGACAUCAAAUCAAAGCUUGGUGUGACUGUGAAUGAUGUGGUGACUGGAAUUGUGUUCUAUGGGACAAGGCUAUACAUGCAAGAAAAGGAUUCCAAAUCAAACACUUCAAAUUCAACAGCAUUGGUAUUACUCAAUACAAGAAACAUUGAAGGUUACAAGUCAAUAGAUGAUAUGCUCAAUACUAAAAAAUCAAAGGGUCCUUGGGGGAAUAGAAUUUCCUUCUUGCAUGUACCAAUACCAAAGUUGAAUAAAAGUAGAAUUUCAAACCCUCUAGAGUUUAUUUCACACACACAUAACAUAAUUAAGAGAAAAAAACAAUCUUUGGCUGUGGCACUUACUGGGAAACUUUUGGAAAUAGAAGGCAAAUUCAGAGGACAAGAGGAAGUGGCUAAACAUAUUAGGAAGACAAUAACAAAUUCAAGUACAGUGAUUACAAAUUUGGUUGGACCAGUAGAACAAAUGAGUUUGGCUAAUCAUCCUGUCAAGGGCUUGUACUUCACUUUGGCUGGUGGAGCUGAGAGUCUUAUCAUUUCAAUAAUGAGCUAUAUGGGAGUGCUAAGAGUUACCCUUAAAACGGAGAAAGACUUCAUAGACGAACAAAGAUUAAAGUCAUGCAUACAAAGUGCAUUUGAGAUAAUAUUCAAAUCAGCCAUGAAAUUUUCUUGUGAAACCAAUUAG
Molecule: messenger RNA, 1473 nt
Organism: Vicia villosa (hairy vetch)
Lineage: Eukaryota; Viridiplantae; Streptophyta; Magnoliopsida; Fabales; Fabaceae
Product: wax ester synthase/diacylglycerol acyltransferase 5-like
Exons: 5
Coding region: 58-1473 (471 amino acids)
Biological process (GO): triglyceride biosynthetic process
Cellular component (GO): plasma membrane
Molecular function (GO): long-chain-alcohol O-fatty-acyltransferase activity; diacylglycerol O-acyltransferase activity
Source: RefSeq, a predicted model, not a curated record